This is a messenger RNA of Lagopus leucura (white-tailed ptarmigan), 2459 nucleotides long. It is a transcript of the gene MSANTD3, whose product is annotated as Myb/SANT DNA binding domain containing 3. NCBI's taxonomy places the organism in Eukaryota, Metazoa, Chordata, Aves, Galliformes, Phasianidae. The record is from RefSeq and is a predicted model, not a curated record. Bases 452 to 1273 code for a protein of 273 amino acids. The transcript is spliced from 4 exons.
GGGAAGCAGCGCGCGUCUCGCCGCACGGCGCGGCCUCGGCGGGAAGAGGGGUAACGGCGUACGGUCUCUAUCCAUCCAUCCAUUCCUCCGUCCCUCCGCGGUAGAUGUUGCUGAAACCGUGUGUCAGCUGCAGCCUGCAUGUCCGCCCUGGGUGGAGCGUUCUCCUUUGUCGAGCUGGGAGCCGUUCUCCUGCCUCAGCCGAGCAGAAGAGGAGCUAGCGAGGAGAAGGAAGAGAGCUGGAGUUGAUGUGGGAGAAGUUCGUGUGCAGGAGAGUCUGGCUAAAUUAUAUCCUGGGUAUAUGUCUUGGGAGCAUCUUUCAGCCUCAAAUGGAAAUGAUCUGAGUUUGAGAGAGCCCUUUCCCAUAUUCCACUUAGGAGCUGGUGGACUGUAAGAAGGCGAUCAAUAUCCACAAAGGAAAAGGAUUUCUGGCUUCUUGGAGAAACAGUAGAAAAUGCAAAACGAAAUAAUAAAGCCUGCUAAAUACUUCUCGGAAGUGGAGAAGAGUGUGCUGCUUGCUCUAGUGGAGAAGUACAGAUACGUACUUGAAUGUAAAAAAAGUGAUGCGAGGACUAUUGCUCUGAAACAACGCACCUGGCAAGCAUUAGCACAUGAAUAUAAUUCACAGCCCAGUGUAUCUCUGCGAGACUUCAAACAGUUAAAGAAAUGCUGGGAAAAUAUCAAGGCACGGACAAAAAAGAUAAUGGCACAUGAAAGGCGGGAGAAGGUAAAAAGCAUUAGUCCACUUAUAAAUACUCACAUCAUAGGGAAGGAGAAGAUUGCCAGCAUAAUGCCUGAGCAAAUAUACUUUUUGCAGAGCCCACCAGAAGAAGAUUCUGAAUAUCAGCCUGAUGCUUCUAGUCAAGAGUCGUUUGUUGUCUCAAAUAGAGAACUUUGUGAUGAAGAGAAAGAGCUGAUACAUUUCCCAGUGUGUGAAGGUACCUCCCAGCCUGAGCCUUCGUGUUCUGAUGUCAGAAUAGCAGCAGAUAAGAACUACAGAAGCAAAGCAUCUCAGGAAAGUGCUCUGAAAAAGAUGCAUGAGGAAGAACAUCAUCAGCAAAUGUCAAUUUUGCAACUGCAGUUAAUCCAAAUGAAUGAAGUUCACGUGGCAAAAAUACAACAAAUAGAAAGAGAGUGUGAGAUGGCUGAAGAGGAACACAGGAUAAAAAUGGAAGUGCUAAAUAAAAAGAAAAUGUAUUGGGAGAGAAAAUUGCAGACCAUCACAAAAGAGUGGCCUGUAUCAUCCUUUAACAGACCCUUUCCUAAUUCACCGUAGAACAGAAAGUGGCAGAAUUAAUCUGACUGAGCACAUUUAUAAGUAAUGCACACUGGAAAGAUGGUUUUUUAAUGUGAAUGUACAGUGACAGAAUAGGUGCCCAGCUGAUAGUGAACACACUUUGAUUCUUAACAUUUAUGGCAACAGUGGUAGAGCCUACCAAGGGAAAACAGUUUGAUUGUGGGUAAUUCUGACCUGUGUAACUUCCCCUCGCAGAAUACCCUGGCAUCCUUUUGAAAUUCAAGGUAUUCUGGGCAGUCAUACAUUGAGUACAUUGAGUAUUCUUUAAAAAAAAAAAAAAAAAAAAAAAAAAAAAAAAAGGUUUUGAACAUCUGGUUACAGUAUUUAUUUUGAUUUCUGUCUCUUCAUGUUUGUCUUUUCCUGAAUGAAGGCAGGGGUUAGAAUUGCUCUCUCCUAUUGAGAGAAAAGGUGAUUAACAGUGAUGCUCAGAUUGUUACACUGGGGCACAGAAAAACAAAACAGAACUUGUCCUUGGUUAAUAUACAGUCCCUAAACCAUUCUUUGUAGAGGAUGUGAAAAUGAAGGAAGUAGCAAAAGGAGCACUGUGGUAAUUGAGUGCUUUGCUUGUGAAGAACAACAGUGAUGUUUUCUAGCUGGCUGGCUGGCUGAGAGAGUGGUUUGUGGAGUGGCCCUCGUGUUCCCUUAUGAAGUUGUGAAGAAGGUGACUUCUUCCCAAAAGCCACUUGUCCUCUCCUUUCCAGGACUAUCUUGUAUUCAAGUAGAAUGCUGAAAUAGGAGGGAUGCUUGCUGCUGCCAAUGCUGUGUGCUGCUCCCUUGGAGUCAUUGUGAGGGGAAGGGCUACUUAAUUAUUCAUACAGCUCUCAAAAUGUGGCAAGUCACCUAACCCACUGGCAAAAUCUGCCUUUGUUUCCCCAUGAGAUACUUGAUGGUUUAGCAGCUAACUAGCUACAAAAGAGGCUAAGUAAGCCUUGUUAUCUUUUCCAAAGUUUUGGGUGAGAAGCAGUGCAAGGGGGGUCAUUCCUGUCUUGGAGCUCUGUUUUAUUCUGUUGUAUGUGUUAAGGUGAUGUAUUUCUUGCCUUCGCUGUCACUGAGGGGUGAUGGACCUAAUUUGUAUAAAAACAUUCCCAUGAAAGCCCUCACAGACGGGGGCCAAGAAUAGUAGAUGGUAGGAAAGCACAAAUAAAGAUAAUCCUUCCUCCAGCAA